GCCGCCUUCCCGCCGUGAUGCUGCUCUUCUUCCUCCGCGCGCAUGCGGGCUUCGGGAGGAGGAGGCGGCGGCGGUGCGAUGGCGCUGCCCAGCGCGGGUCUUCCGCGCUACCUGCUGCUGCUGGCGCAAGAGAACCUGGAAUUCCGGCUGCCGGUGAGUCCUGAGCGCGCGCGCCGCAGCGAGCGACGCCCGGAAAGCAGAGCGCGCGCGCGGAGCCGCUGUUGUUUCUCCCCCACCCCAAGCACAGGACAAGCGAAGGAAGGAAGGAAGGAGCCUUUGCUUUCCGGGCUGCUGACAAAAUGCAUUGUUUACGAACGAGCCCCGGCUUUUCAAAGGCCCUCCUUCCGUGUACAAAUCACACCCGAGGGGGCUGAUGCAAACCCCCGUUUCUUUGACAUGGCGGAAGAGCCCGUUAGUUUCAUUGUGGUAGCGGUGUGCUAAUGAAAUGUUGAUUCAUACAUUGGAUUUCUAUGUACAGUAUAGAAACACAGAUACGUCUGUUAUAGCAGCGCCGGAUUUACGCACUGUAUAAGCUGAACAAGCUGUAGCUUAGGGCCCCACUCUCUUGGGGGCCCCCAAAAAAAUUAAAGGGAAAAAAACUGGAUGUACAUUUCCAAAAUAUAAAAUAAAACAAAACCUACAUAUAGCAGCAGUGUUUUGUGUUGUGUAGGUUCCUAUGAUGUAAGUAAUGGGCAGUGCCGGAUUUACGUAUAAGCUAAACAAGCUAUAGCUUAGGGCCUCACUCUCUUGGGGGCUCCCAAAAAAAUUAAAGAGAAAAAAAACUGGAUGUACCUUGAUAAAAUACAUAUUUUGUUAUGUGCAAAUGGCUUUAGAUACCUAUUAGGUCCAUAAAUUACCAUAUAAAGGUAAAGGGACCCCUGACCAUUAGGUCCAGUCGUGACUGACUCUGGGGUUGUGGCGCUAAUCUUGCUUUAUUGGCCGAGGGAGCUGGCGUACAGCUUCCAGGUCAUGUGGCCAGCAUGACUAAGCCGCUUCUGGCGAACCAGAGCAGCGCACGGAAACGCCAUUUAGCUUCCCGCAGGAGUGGUAUCUAUUUAUCUACUUGCACUUUGACGUGCUUUCAAACUGCUAGGUUGGCAGGAGCAGGGACCGAGCAACGGGAGCUCACCCCAUCGCGGGGAUUCAAACCGCUGUUCUACACAAAAAACAGCGACAAUUUGUUGUUGACAAAGGACAGCUGGACAUAUAAAAGGCCCCAUUACCUUCAGUAGCUUAGGGCCUCAUCAAACCUAAAUCUGGCCCUGUGCCACAGUAACAACCAAAAGCAACUCCCCCACCACACAUACUGUAUUGGCCUGAAUAUAAGCCUCACUCCCCCCCCAAUUCCAACCGUGAAAAGUUUAAGUGCGGCUUACAUUCACGACCUUACAGUAUGCAGCGAGGAGCGUGGGGCAAACAGUGCCAGGAGCGUGGCAAAGCAGUGCCCUCCCCAUGCGUAGUCCCCUGUUCUCUCACCCAAGGCCGGGAAGGGAGACAGCGAGGAAGGGGAAACGCAACACGGAUCUCUCUCUCCCACCCCACCCCAGUAUGCAGCCAGGAACAGCGAGGAAGGGAGCGGCUUAUAUUCGGGUAUUUCCCCCUUUUUUCUCCCCUCCUUCCAGUUUUAAAGGUGCAGCUUAUAUUCGGGCCAAUACGAUAGAUUGCGGGGGGGGGGGGCGUAAAUUGUUUAAUUAGCCAAAGGCCUGGGGAGAGCAUUCCACAAAUGGGGAGCCACCACAGAAAAGGCCCAUUCUCAUGUUGCCACCCUCUGGAUCUUUCAUGGAGGGGGCACACACGAAGAAGGGGUGGGGACUGCAGGAUCUUGGUCAGUUAAGAUGAGGAGAGGCGGUACUUGAGGUAUGUGCGCCCGUUGGUUCACAAUCUGCAGACCUGAUAGCCCAUUUGAGCUUGGGGGAAAAAGGAAGAACUCAUGCCUGAUAGCUUAGAAAGGGAGAAGGUAUCUCCCACUCUGACGUCUGCACAUUGAAACAUGAUAUGACAGGAUUUGGAACUGCAUCCUCUUGACAAGAUGUGCUGCAGUGAAUAAAUUCAACGAAGAAAGCUCCCUAGAUGCCUGUAAGGAAGAGCACAGAGGAAUGUUUUCUAGUGGUCUUCACUGGACUAAAAAGAUCAACUUCUCCAGCUUUACCUUUCACUGUUUUGUGUAAAGAUAGCCUCAUCAAUAGGGUGUCUCUGCUUUUUUCAUAGGUUUGAUUUUUAGGAGGUACCUUUAAUGUACAUACGGAAAAUGUGAGCCUUUUAUUCCUGCCAAAGCUGAGCAUCUUUCUUACUGCAAUCCUAUUUGCAUUCACCUAGGAAAAAACCUGUUGAACAGAAUGAGUUUACUUCCAAGUAACAAUUGCAUAGGAUUGCCCAUCUCAUUGAAAUUGCAUGCUCUUACUUUGUCUAGAUCGUGUGCUGAGUGUUUAUAUAGACCAAGUGUAUAUGGACACUGAUUUUUGGAUGCUUUCUGUUGUAUGCAGUUCCCUGGGAUUCUCAGAGCUGUAGUCUUAUACCUGCAAACCUUGGAGUAAGUGCCACUAAGUCCCACUGAAUUUACAUAGGUGGGCUACUAGGGAGAGAGCGCUCCCAAUGGUCAUAGCCUAUGUGGAAUGCUCUCCUCAGAAAGGGUUGCCCGAUGACCUUCCUAUGUUCUUUAAAAAUAUUUGUUUUGUAAUCUUUUCUCCUAGGAAAUAAAGUCUCUGGUUUCCCUCUGUGGUGGACGAUUCAGCGAUCAACAGGAAUUGAGAUUAAAUGUAAGUAUUAGAUUGUGAAUAAGUCUGUGAAUCUUCAGCUCCUGUGUGGUUUAUUAUUUCCCCAAAAUUAGGAAGAAAAGGGGGAAUGAGGUGGAUGGGGCCAUGGUGAGUGGGGGUGGGGCUAGGUGGCAAUUCUACUAUUCUACUUAAUGUGUUUGGGGGGGGGGUUGUGUCAGCAUCGCUUGUUCAGGUUCUCUUUACUAUCCGCUUGUGUUCCUUUGGUGGUGAGAGAGGUUGGGGUUGGCCUAGGGUGUGAUUGUUUGUGAUUGGCUGUCAGACACUGGAGAGAUCUGUCAGGAAUAAGGAUGGAUCAGUGGACAGUGGACAGUUAUGAUCUUUGCUUAGUGGGUUGUAUUCAGUUAUUAAAAUUCAUAGUGCCAUCUGCUGGAAAACUCGCUUCCUGACCAACAAUGAAAUCAAACAAAGCACAUGCAGCAACCAAGUUCAUGCAACCCACAGAAUGAGCUUGAGUAUCAUUCCACUGAGUGUAGUUCUGUGCCCUAGCUGUAGUUUUUGCUAGGGGUGGCUCUUGUUAGAAUUAUCACUGCUGCCUGUUCAUUCCCACUGUGCUCCCUAGGAUGCAAGGAUUAUGCCUCUCUAUGCAUGGACCUCUGCAAAAUUCUUAUUCCCUUUAUGGUUAUAUAAGAGCCAAUGAAGGAAUUAAUGUGCUAUUUUAUCUCUUUUAGCACUUGGCAAUCUGUGUAAAUAAUAGGCCACUAUAGAUUUACUAUUUAUUUUGCAGCCAAGCAAGAAUGGGUUUGCAAAGCCAAACAGUAAAUCUACAGUGGCCCAUCAUUUACACCGAUUUUUGUUUCAAAGUGCUCGUGGCCUCUUUUAGUGGGGUUUUUAUUUGUAAAGAUACGUUUUUAGGUUUUUAUUGGUUGCGUUUGUUGCAAUUGGUUUUACUGUUUAUAUUGUGUUGCUUUGGGUCACUUGCAUGAGGAAGGCAACUAACAAAUAUGAAUAAUAAUUUUCAGAUGUGGAUCAAAGGGCUUGUACACACACCGUGAGUCUGCUGAAGGAUCUAGUACCUUGCACAAUAUUUUGUUACCUUGCUAUUGUUGUGCUGAGUAGAUGAUUCAUUUUUCAGUGGCUGCGUUUCUACAUAACACUUAGCCAAAGCAUGGUUUAGUGUGAACUUGCAGGCUCCAUAUCCUGAACUUGCACUUUGCUCCUCCCUGGUAUUUUUAGCUCUGUGUUGCAUAGGAGCCAAACUAAAGUUUGACGUAGUGUGUUAUCUAGACAUGGGAUCACUCUCCCCUCCUUAACCACGAUCUACAUAUAGUCAAGGUUUAUUAGAGGAAACCAAAUUUCCUAAACUCAACUUUUGCUGCAUGCUGCCAGCAUACCUUGCAAUGGUGUCAGAACAGAAUCAUCUCGUGAAGGAUGCAUUGAUAUACAUUAAAGGACCUUCUAUAUAGAGGUUGACUUGAAUUCUAUUCUAGGGUCCUGCUGUCUUUUUGUAACAUUGAUUCAGGCCUGAAGUGACAGAGUAGGUAAACAACCAGAAGGAGCACAACCACAAACAAGGUGUAGGUGGUGAUAGAGCCGUCUGUGUAAGAAGCCGGACAUAAAAUAUAGAGACUUAUAGCGUGUUCACGCAAUACGGAACACCUCUUCACAAACUGAAAUGAAAGCCAAGUAUUCAAAGCUGUUAGUCUUAGCUCACCCCCCCCCCGCCCCGUCAAACACCACUUCCUGCUUGGGCUGAGAUAGAAAGAUUAUUGCACAUUGUUACCUUUCUGCAGGAGAAAGUGGUAGAAGUGAUCGUUGGUUUCUGUUUCCCUCACUGAGCAGCUGCUGGUAGUCACAGAACUAUGUUUUCAUUCCACAGUCCAGAUACUGUUGGAUUCCCACGGGAAAGGGAGACGGGAUGUGACGUUUACUGGUUUCCUGUUUCCUUUGUACUGUCGUUUCUUUGUUGCAGUUGCUCUCUGCUUCUCACAGAGACAAGAUGUAUAUUUGUAUGCUCUCAGCAUAGCUUAGUAAUAAAAGCGUAGCAAUGUAGCCAAACCUGCCUCAUCCUUUCGUUGCGGACUCUGAGUGUUUUAUACUCUGCUGGGCUCAAGCGAAGAUGAGCCGUAUCAGCUCGGAGGACCGGAGCUGAAUUUAUCUAACAGUGAUGGCAACAAUAAGGAAGGCAGAAGCUGAAGAGAGGUUCAAGGAACAUUGGAUUAGUUGGCAUGCUUGUCUCUCAAUUCUGUGACAACUGAAGAAUACACGUUUUUAGCUUUCCUCUUGUAGUUCCAUUUGUCUUCUCCCUAUGUCAGUGGAUUUUGCUGGACAGCAGUUUGCAUCCCCCCUGACCAUUGGGCAAGCUGGCUGGUCUGGUGGGAGUUGGGAGUCCGACGACGUCUGGAGGGCCACAGGUUGCACAUCCUUGCCCUACUGCGGCACAAGCAGUCCCGUUGUCAUUCUUCACAGGGCCUUUUCCUUAGCAUUAUUGAUCUUUUCUCUUUCUUUCUUUGCAGUCUCCAUUUUGGAUUCUUAGCAUGCCUUCAGAAGAGAUGGCAAGAGGACUGAUGAAGCGAACAGUGUGUGCAAAGUAAGGGCUAUGCUUUUGGAAAAAAGAAACGGCCUGCGUAUUAAGUUUCCAUCUAAGUUUUGCCAUCUCAUUAUUAUUUGGGAUGUAGCUCUGCUUCUGUGCUGAAGCAGAAAUUGUUUCUGGAGCUUUAACUCUUGAAAAGCCCAUUUGCUGUACAAGUUAAUAAACCAAAUAUAAGGACUACGUGGGUGGUGGUUUUUUUUUUGGUGUGUGGCAACAUUUUGUUCAGUUUUGUUACCUGAAAAUAUUUCAAAGUUACUCAUGCAUAUGGCCCAUUGAUUGUUUUCAGUAGAACUUGAAAGUAAAUCAUGAAAAGUAAAAUUGUGGAGUUCAUGAGCAUGUUGAAUCAGAAGAUGAACUAGUGAACUAGGAAAAGCAUUUAUGAAUCUUUCUUCCCCUUUGCUGAAUGUAACCUGUUACAAUACUUUCAGAUCUAUAUUUGAACUGUGGGGACAUGGGAAAUCUGCAGAAGAACUGUACUCUUCACUGAAGAACUAUCCAGCAGAGAAAAUGGUUUGUAUAAGAGAAGCUGGUUUGGAUUUUGUUCUGUCUUUUUGGAGCCUGUUUGUUACACAGUUGUACGCAAUGGUGUAUUGCUGCAUGUUCUAAUAAAAUCUUGUUUUGCUUUGUUUUAGGCCCCAUUUUUACAGUCCAAUCUAAGUUACAAAAUAAAGGUUCACACUUUUAACAAAACACUAACACAAGAAGAGAAGAUUCAGAAGAUAGAUGUAAGUAGACUGUAAUUUCUUGAAAUCAUUUCUUAUAUUUGUGCUCUUCCUUAAUAAUGAGUGAUAGUGUUUUUGAUUUUCACACCUUCUUUGGUAACUUGUUGGAAAGGCACCAUAUACAUAUUUAAAACUAUAAUCUGAAUACUUUUAAUAAUUAUUUGGAUUUAGUAAGCCAGGACUCAUUGUAUGUUUCAGUAAUAGUACUUAUAUUUAUGUGUUUCUCCCCUCCCUCUCCCCCUCCUUAAUACAGUCUUUAGAAUUUUUACCAUUUGAAGGAAAAGUAAAUUUAAAGAAACCAGAUCAUAUAUUUUGGCUUCUGGAAGAUUAUGGAAUGGAUCCAAACAAUAUCCCAGAACAGCCCCUUGAUUUAUAUUUUGGGAGAUGGGUGAGUACAGUCAUUUUAUUAAUAAUUAAAGAAUUGUUACAGCAUGAAAAAGAAAUGAUAGCUGAAAAUAAGUUGAUAGUGGGGUAUGAUUUCUUCAUAUUUUGAUCACGGAUCUUUUUAAUACCAUAAGCAGGUGGUAGGCAAAGUCAGACUGGGACUUACUCAAAGAUCUGAAUGAUUUGAAGUAGCUCAGCAAGGAUUUCUAACUCCCAGUUGUUUGAACCAUGGCAGCAACAAAAUGAGUCUUUCCCUUCCCCGCAACCCCCACUCCAAAUUAUAUUACCAAAAUAAAACUGAUGGAGGACAGGCUUAACUAGGAGUGUAUUUUUGUGUGGAAGGACUGCAAGCUCAGUUCAGAUAACACAAAACAAAUUCCUAGGCUUUCAUAAUUGUUUUGUACCCAGUUCCUGUCGGUGGAUCUUAGGGUUCGGGGGAGGGGGGCCGAAUCCAAAGAGAUCCUGCCUGAAAUCUUGCCAUCCCAAUUAUCAGCAUCUUUGAUGACAUAUUAAUAUUUCUGACACACAUUUUUCAUUUACGGCACAAAAUAGCAGUGAUGGGCAUAUUUCCAACCUUAAUCGGCUGUCGAUCAAAGAUAGUUGAACUAUGUGACUUUGACCUAAUUCAGAUAGUCAGUGCUUACGUUCUUAAACAGUUGCUCCAGCUGAGAUUACUUACAUCUCAUCAGUUAAAAGACAUAGUGUGGCCAUACUGGCUGGGGCUGAUGGGAAGUGGAAUCCAGCAAGAUCUGGAGGGUCACAGCCCACCUGCCCCAGGUUAAGAGAUGCCUAGCAUGCUUUGUAAAAGUUAGACCUACUGGCUGAACUCUAGGAUUUUAGGGCUUUUUGUUUUGUUUUGUUUAGUUUUGGACAAGAAAGCGUAUUAGAGUGCUAGUCAGUCAGUGUUAUGAGCCGGCAUAGCAUAUGUGUUUGCUUUUGGAAACCAAGAUACCAGUACAAUUCUGAGUAUUUUGGGUAGUUAUUGGUUACCAAAGUUAAUGGUUCCUUUCUCUCUCCACCUUGCCACAGAUUGCCGAUGGACAAAGGGACCUUAUUGAGUCAUACAGUGUAAAAAGGAGACAUUUUAUUGGGAACACAAGCAUGGAUGCCUGCUUGGCUUUUCUUAUGGCAAACCAUGGGAGAGUGAAACCAAAUGAUGUUGUUUUUGAUCCAUUUGUGGGAACAGGUAUUUUUUCCCCUCCUCCAAUUAAUUUGUAUACAGCCUGCACCAUGUGUAAAGUUGCCUGUCAAAUUUGUAUAUGUUAAGUUAUCUCCCUGGGUUCUAUCUUUUCUCUUAACAUGUUAGAAGAAUUUGUUUUUCUUAAGUGUACCUCAUCCAUGACAACACUGGUUCCAUAUUACUGCUUGGCCAUUUGUGAUCUGUCCUUAUCCUGUGACAGUUCAUGUUAGCAAUCUCUGAUGUUGAAAGAACAAUAGAGCCCUUUGUUAUCCUCACUUGCCUGCUCAGGGAGUGGUACUCUUAAUACAUCUACUUCAGUUCUAAGAAGUGGUGCAUUGGAAGUCAAGGAACAGAGAGUGAAUGUUCAACAGAGCUUUCUCUGGAGACUGGGACUGUCGGUAGCGCAUAUAGGAAUAAACACUGCAAUCAUGUUUCCAGGUUUGUAGGUAGGAAAUACUCCUUCACAUUCUGUAGGCUUGAUAGAAAACCUAUUUUCUUCCUUUGAUGACCUUUUUCUGAUAUACCAGCAGGGGGCGAGUUUAUCCCAUUUAUAUUGUUCAUUUAGAAGCAGCUCUGUGAAUAUAUAUAUAUAUUCAAGACAAGAUAAACCACAAGUAGCAAUGGGCAUAAAGGGAAUUUAAAAGCAAUUGCAAUAAUAUGAGAAGAGAAGGCUUUCUGGCAGAAGACAUAAGACGUUCAAGGGAUUAAAGGCGAAUGGUGCUGUAUCAAGUUUGGGGCUGAUGUCAAGUAUGAGAUCUGAUUUAGAUUCAGAAAUAGGCUCUUGCCUUUGUCCUUCUAGCCGGCAAUGUUUCACACCCUUCUUAAAUAAUACGUGUGUAUGCCAGUUGUGUAUGCCAGGCAACAUGUGGCAUUGAGGGGCGUUAUUUGUUUUGGCACACAUCUAUUUGCUUCUCUGCUAUAUUUCUGCAAUAUGAAAUACAUGUAUCAAAUACCUUUUGCUGUUGUAUUCCCAAAUAGUUGCAUUGUCAGCACCAAGUGGUUUUUUCUUUGUUUUGCAGGUGGACUUCUUAUCGCUUCAGCACACUUUGGAGCAUACGUAUGUGGGACAGAUAUAGAUUAUAACACCGUACAUGGACUGGGUAUGUUGCCUUCAGUUCUUAGCAGCGAAAAUGUAAUUAUUUGGUUUAUUACACAAGUUUAGCAACUGCUUGAUCUUGGAAAAGAAUCAGAGAUCUUCCUGUUCAAGCUUGGUCAGAGACGGGCGCAUUCACUUAAACCUACCCUCUAUACCUAUGCGCUCCUGGGCAUAGUGGAUCAUGCGCAACAGGCAAGUUGACUGCAGAAAGGGUUUUUUUUUAAUGGAACUGCAGUGGAUGAUGCAAAUGAGAGUGCAAGUUUUCUUUUGUUUGCUUUUGAUUCACGUUUAUGUCAGGUAACACCCAACACCUACACCCAAACCCAAGACGAAAUUAAGGUAACUGUCAAAAACCCUACUAAAGUUUUUCCUAAAAUGCUUUGAUUUUGAGUAGUACUUUUCACAAGAGAACACACCAUAUUGCAUUCACAAUGUAGAGAUUUCCCUGUGGAUUUUGCAGUCACAAUGUACAGAUCCCUACACAUGAUUGCCCUAGGAACUGCCUGCACAUGUUGGAGUUUCCUUUUUUACGUGAUCCCUGUGCAUCUGCUGCACGAUGAGAUGUAUGACCUCCAAGCAGAUAUAGAACUCAUGCUUAGGUUGUGCAGAAGACACACAAAUUACAGAUAUGUGUUGAGCUCACAUAUCACAGCAGAGAAAGGGAUGGAUGAGUUCCAGUUUUUCAUGUUACCGCAUUCAAAGAAGAAGUCACUUCUACCUUUGCCAAUGUUUCUUUGAUGCGUGUGGCACUGUGGUCCAAACCACUGAGCCUCUUGGGCUUGUUGAUCAGAAGGUUGACCAGUUCAAAUCCUCACAAUGGGGUGAGCUCCCGUAGCUCUGUCCCAGCUCCUGCCUACCUAGCAGUUUGAAAGCAAGUAGAUAAAUAGGUACCGCUGUGGUGGGAAGGUAAACGGCAUUUCCAUGCGCUCAGGUUUCUGUCACAGUGUUCCGUUGCACCAGAAGUGGUUUAGUCAUGCUGCCCACAUGACCCAGAAAGCUGUCUGUGGAAAAACGCCAGCUCCCUCGGCCUGAAAGUGAGAUGAGCGCUGCAACCCCAUAGUCACCUUUGACUGGACUUAACCAUCCAGGGGUCCUUUACCUUUACCUUUUUUGAAGUUACAAAGCCACUUGAUAAAUAAAGCUGCAGCUCUAAGGGUUAAAUGGCAUCCAAACUAUGUCCAUGGCAUUUACUUCAUUUUCUUACACUAUUAGAAUAACUUUUAAGUUUCUUGUACUUAUUAUGGAUGAUGUGGGAUGUGUUCAGUAGCUGUGCUUUUUAUAGAUUUAAAAUUGGAAAUGUUUGCCAGAGAUACCUUAUGUGAGCGGAACUGAAAUAAAUUGCGGCAGGAAUUGAAGGCCACAGGAUAAUCAUUUGAAUCCAAUAUGGCAUGAAAUUGAGUUGGUGUUAUUUACUCCCCACUGCUCCCAGGCAAAGCUAGCAGGAAGAACCAGAAGUGGAGAGGACCUGAUGAAAAUAUCAGAGCGAACCUCCGUCAGUAUGGUUUGGAGAAGCACUACCUUGACGUAUUAGUUUCUGAUGCAUCAAAAGCCAUAUGGAGGAAGGGGGUGAAGUUUGAUGCAGUAAUUACAGACCGUAAGUUAAUGCACAGCCUAAAAUAUGUAUGAUUCAUAAAUUCAGUCUGUAGUGAUAAUGGAAACAUCUGCAAGCUUGUCAUACAGUUUGCUCUUCCAAAGAGAAUGCUAGAGCAAUAACAUCCAGACUGAAUGAAAUUUGCUGACUUGUUUGCAAGGAGGUAGUGAGCCAAUUGCUCCUCAGUUCAUGCAUCUUUUAUUUUAUGAAGAAUGAAGUCUUGCAGGAGCAGUUCCCGGUAACUUGGGACUAGUAGUGCUAAAAUAGCUUUUUUCCCUGAGAGUAAGCAUAUUUUCCCUGAUUGCAUCUCAACCUCAUAAUGGAUAUAAACAUGCUUCUGUGUAGCCUUAAACGCAAAUCUCAUGCUGACAUCUAGACCCCGUAUAUUGAAGCUGGCAGCUUUCAAGUUUGCAUUGUAAAAACAGAUUGUGGUCUGUAGUUUGACCACCUGCAAGUAUCCACUGAAUAAUUUUUUAUGUACCGGUAAAUGUAAAUUUCUUUACAUUGAAUGUGUAUAUUAUUAGGAGUUGUAUCUUUUUUGGGGAAACACUCAAUUUUUCUCUUUUUUGUUUCUGAGAUUAGCACUUUGAAGCCAUUUUGAAUGUGGCAGUGAUCUUAAUAUACAGUUGCUUACUGGAAUGUUUCCAUACUGAAAAUUCUUGGUUUCCAGUUUGGUUAUACAUUAGCUUGCCAGUAAUUUGUUAAAGAAUUUAAAUGUUCUUUCAUGUCUAUUCAUAAACAGGAAGCUUAGGAAAACAAAACAUAACCAUCUCUCACUAUGUAUUGAUUGUUGAAGCUGUUCGUGAAAAAGAUAUGCCAUUUCUUAUUAAACAGGAGAAUUCACUCUUCGAUCUCCUUCUUUUGAAUACACAGCCUUUACAAGGCAAUGCUUGUAGGUAUUGGCAAUAUUUGGGGAGCAGAGAAAUGUUCUUCAGAUGCAAAAUUGGAAAUUAACUCCAUAAUGUUAAUUGCAAGUCAGUGUGAAUUAAACACCCCUAUCUAAUUAGUGACUACAAAAAUAUCCCCCCAAGUGUCUUUGAAAAGUCUUAAGCAGCUUUUAAGACUGUGAAUAAUGUUCAACUAGCACUUUGACACCAUGCAGUUAUAUCUGAACAUGGAAUAUAUAAUAUCUGAAGCUUAUUACUAAGAAAAUAUGUACCAAGUUCCUAAAUUUUACAGUUUCCACAUACAAGUACGAAAGACAUUUAUUUUCUUAAUAAAACAGUGCACUAGCUAUGGAUGGAGAAAAACAUACUAAUAGCUUAGAAAAUGCAUGGAUGGUUUUCCAACAGUAGGAAGUGUGAUCUGUUAAAAAUACACAUUUUAAUCAUUGCAUCAAGUGUAAGUUUAAGAGGCAUUGUCUACAGCUGCCUCUUCUUUUACAUCAAAUAAUUCAUUUGAUGUAAAAGCAAUCUAAUACUGUAAUAAAUUUUAUAAUUUCUUAAUAAGCACAACUUACUAAGAUUUACUAAAAGAAAGAAAAAACAUCAAGUUUAUGAGACCUUGUGCUUUAAGGGUGAAUAAAUUAUGAUAAUAAUUUUAUUUGUAUCUUAGUUUGCCAGAUCAUUUGAGCUGCCCAAAGCUCAAACACAAUGAUAAAAUAUGAAUGGCAAGCAACAGUCUGAAAAACAAAGGAAGAAACCAAGUACCCAGCAGUGAGAUAAAAAACCAGGCUAUAGUCUGCUGGAUUUUUUUUUAAAGAAAUAAAAAGGUUACAGGGUGGUGUUGGUGCCCUGGCUAUCUAGAAGCCAAGCAGAUUUUUCUGCGACAGACUUCCAUGCUACUAUAAAGAAAGCUGCCUCUCUCCCAUCACUAUUAGCUGUGUCUCUGAUGGCUGCAAGAUGUGGAGAUGCGCCUAUUCCUGAGUGGAUGCGGCUAUUCAUGUGUGGAAGGAGGCAUGGAGGGCUUUGAAAAAGUGUCUUGAAUUUGGCUGAAAUGAAUCUGAAACCUCUAUAGUUAGCAUAGUUUCAGGUUCCAGGGAUCAGGCUUUGUCUCGAAUGCUCACUGUUGCCUUCAGCCCCAGCUGGAGUUUCUGAACAGGUUGUACUGAUGGAUACGUGUCGUACAUUCUUGAUCUGCACAGCUCCAUACGGCAUACGAGAAGCCACCAGAAGAACCGGUUCGCAGAAGGAAAUGGCAAAGAUGGCAGAAAGAGGGUAGGUAAACGGUGGGUUGAGAACGCAGGUGUCCAAAUAGAAAAACAGCUGUGGCUUCAGAAGCAUUUUUGCAUAUUGCUAAACAUCCCAGCCUUCUGCCAAACCAGCGACAAAUCCGACAGGGCUGUUUUUAAUUACGUUGCUUGUAUGUACGUAGCAACCACUCUGUCAGUGUGUCUCUCGUGUUUUUAAAACACAGGUGUCAGGGGUUCAGGGAGAGAGGCACAGGGUAGGCAGGAGAUGGAGAACGAUGGGGAGGAAUUCCAAGCCAGCGAGGAAGAGGAUGACAAUGACUCAAGAGAUUCCAUGAGUCUUUCCAGCGAAUCAGAGGAUUCCCAGAAGGGGGGCGCCGGUGGUCAAGGCCAGGGGGAGCCCCAGGGGGGACGUGUCAGGAGCAGGGGGCCAGCGGAGGAUCCCAAAGUGGCAGCUGGGCGUCAGGACCAGCCUCCCCACCAGAGUGCAGCGAAGGGGGUGGAGUUUCCAGUGUGUCAGAGGAAGCAGCUCCGGCAGCAGAGAAAGGAGGGGGCAAGAGCAAGCCGCCCUCCCGGAAGGGAGGGAGCAGUGAAGGGAGUAGUGUAACUGUCAAAAGGAAAGUUAGAGGUUUGGCGUGCGCGCCUAGUUCAAAUGUAGAGGCGCGCGGAAGUACAGGGAGCCCGGAGGAGGGGCCAGGUCCCAAAGCCCGCAGGAGGGGCGAAACCCCAGCGGGCAGAAGGACCCUGCGGAAAAGGAAGGAGAGAAAGAGGUGGAGCAGCGCAAGUCUCUUAAAUUGGUGCAGGGGAGGGACUGACUCAGAGGGGACUUCAGCGGUCUAAGCGUAAGAGACGUAAGGCUGCGCGCCUAGGAUGUCAAGCAAACAAUGAACUGCAAUAAACACCUUUGUAUAUAAGAAGACAUAGGCGUUGGUCUUUUGUGAGCUGAGACUUGAGGCAGCCUUGACAACAGGGAUUAGGAAUCUGACUACUACAUGUUUCCCAUAUGGAAAAUGGGGAGCCUCUUUCUGAUUUUGACAUCGGAGUCUGGCACCUAGUGUGCAUCUUGGUGCAGUUACCCAGUAGCAGGUAGAAAACUGGUGGGGAAAGUUGUUCAGUAAUGUCAGUGGAGGUUUCCUUCUGAACCGUAAUCCCAUGCCUCGCCACUAUGAUGUGAUAACUUUUCGGACUUGGGAUAGCAGGUAGCAACCCUUUUAGUGCCUGAAAUCCCAAAUAUUUUAGUCUGUCUCUAUUGUUGUGAUGGAUAUAUCAUUAUAUUCUUGUACAGUCGUACCUUGGUUUUCAAACGGCUUAGUUCCUGAAUGUUUUGGCUCCCAAACAUCACAAACCCGGAAGUGACUGUUCCGGUUUGUGAACUAUUUUUGGAAGCUGAACGUCAAACGGGGCUUCCACAGCUUCUGAUUGGCUGCUGGAGCUUCCUGCAGCCAAUCAGAAGCUGCUAUUUGGUUUGUGAACGUUUUGGAAGUCGAACGGACUUCCGGAACGGAUUCCGUUCGACUUCCAAGGUACGACUGUAUUUCAUUAUUUUUGUAUGUUGCUUAUGACUCCUUCAGGCUGUGUGAAGCGAUAAAUGUAAUUAAUUAACUAAACUAAUACAAUGUUCAGUAAGUUAUGAGGACAGUGCCUGCUGCCAAAUCAGGGUUUGUUAUGGCCCAGUUCUAUAUUUCACAUUAUAAUCUACAUCCUAUUGUGAUGGUGCUUUGCAUUAAAACUUGGACAGAAAGGCAGUUUUCCUGAAAUUGAAAUGAAGUGGUAUUGUAUUGUCAUUUCUCAACACAGCCUUAUUUUAAUAUGCACUGCCUCUUCCCUUUCUACCAUGCAACCACCCACACAUAUAAUUAUGUUGCCUUUAGCUUACUUUUGACUCUGAUUUGGAACCUGUGGGAAUUUGUCAGGCUUCAACUCUGAUAAUCCCUCUGGGACAUGUUUCCCAUCCCUGCUUUCACUAUAUUUUGUUUUCCCCUCCAGAACUGCUCUCUGUUUUUACCCACAGUAAUAAUUUUAUAUGAAGUUCUGGUGCAAUCCUGGUUUCUUUCUGUGGCCAGCAUAAAUCUAGGUCAUAUUUCAAUGUGUUUUUUUAACCUUCGCAAAAUUGGGAGAGAGACCUGACAAACCUGUGAUGGAUGCUAUACGCCAGGUUCUGUUCUUAUUGUGAAAUCAGCAUGCUGUGUUUAAAUAGUACAAAAUAACAAUGAAGCUGCUACCAAUUAGUUAUUUUUUCAAAAUUUUACCCAGCGCAGAAAAUCACAUCUCAAUUUCUUCCAAUUAUCAUCUGAGUGACAUCCUUUUCGACCUGUUAAAAUUUGCAGCUGAAUACUUGGUACUUGGAGGAAGACUGGUCUACUGGCUUCCUGUGUAUAAACCAGAGUAUGUAUAUAUUCAGAUACACUGAAUGUCUUUAAUAUGUUACAUGGUAACUUCUGCAGACUUUAAGGGUGGGCGUGGUCUAGGGGAACCCUGGGGCAGACUUAUCCUUAAGUGAGCACCUUCUCUCGGUCUCAUCAGCAUCAGAGGCACGGUUGUUGGUGACAUGAGAGAGAGAGCCAAGGGCCUUUUCUGUGGCUGCUCCCAUACUGUGGAAUUCCCUCCCAAGAGAGGUGAGCUUGCCUCGCUCCUUGUUAUCUUUCCACUGGCAGGCUAAGACCUUCCUAUUCUGACAGCCCUUUGAAAACCAGGUGCAGAUGAUAUUGGCCACUGAACUGAUAUCAGGGUAAUUGCUAUCUUAAUGCUGGCUUUAGAUACAUUUUGUUUUUAUUUUGACUAUUGUUUUUAACUAGUUUGUUUUCAUUAUGUUGGAUUUUAUAAGAAUGUUUUAAACAUGUUGUGAGCCUCCUUGAGUCCCAAUGUGGGAGAAAGGUGGGAUUUAAAGACAUCAAACAAACAAACAAACAAACAAACAAACAAACAAAUAGUUAGUGUCUGCAGGGUACCAUAACAUAUCUAAAAAUAAUACAUGGUAAAUGCAUAAGCUAGUUUAGCAUGUAGCAUUUAUCUCCCAUUAGCUCCAGCCAGCAUGACCAGUUAUCAUGGAGUUACGAUCCAACAUCUGGAGGGCCCCAGGUUAGGAAAGGGUGUCCUAGACAGCGGUUGGGAAGCAGUAAGAAUGGGGUCGUUCUCAAUUAACUCUGCUGAUGACAUGGAAUUAUAGAAUCAUAGCAUUGGAAGGGACCCCAAGGGUCAUCUAGUCCAACCCCCUGCAAAUGCAGGAAUCUCAACACAUGGUCCCCCAUCCAAUUUUAAACCAUUCUGGACCCUUCUUAGCUUUGCAGAGGUGCUAGCGGUUUUACGCUGCACCGUAUACUAGCUAUUAUCAGAACAAUUGACAAACAUACUGCAUAUUACUGUACUGCUUGCUCUUGAAUUGAGGAUAUAUUGGUGACUGCUAAGGAAUUUAGGUGUGGCUAGAUUUAAUUGCAGCUGAAAUAAUUUCUGGUGGUCAUUUUUUGGGGGUGGGGGUAGUUUGGGAAGGAAUUUACCAACUGAGCAGUCUGUCUUUUAUCUCAUUUAUAUCCUGCCUUUCCUCCAAAGAGCUCAGGAUGGCAGUAGUAUAUUUGCUGGAUGGAUGUAGAGCUGAAAAGCAGCUAAGCAUUGUAUUAAGGACAGUUCUUAUUGGAAUGCUUGCUGGCAGACAUCUUUUCAUAAUCUCUUUAAAUGGUUUGGGUGCUGAAGCGCAAGAGAAACCCACAUGAAACGUCCUUUUCCUGUUUGCAGCCAAACUUUCACCUGCAUCCUGUCUUUUGUUUUGUUCUCUCUUUGUGCUACACAUGUGGCUGUGGAUUCUGAAAGCAAUUAGCAUACAUUGUUUCUGGGAAAUUUAAUAAGGCCGUGAACCAUGUGGAAGUGUACAGUUUAACUCAGUUUGAAUCAGCCCUCUGGCUGUUCUGUUUCAGAUUCACUUAUUACAGUUCCUAAGCUCUUGUAGCCCUUUGACUGUUUAUUUCUUCCAGAUAUACAGAAGAGAUUAUACCCCGACACCCAUGCCUGAAACUUAUUAGCAACUGUGAACAGACGCUUUCCAGCCACACGUCGAGACACCUGAUAACCAUGGAAAAAGUGAAAGAUUUUGAGGUAAUUGUUUUGAUGGCUUUCUCGCAAAAUAGCAAUUGUCAGAUUCGGAACAGGUUUUUCUACUGUAGAAACGGAGGGAAUUCACCGUACCAGACUCAGUGUGCCAUAAAGCGCUUUUAUAAGUUGGUUUUAGAAGGUUUGUAAAAGAGUCAUAAAUGUCAAAACAGGAAGCCAAAGUACUUGUUGCGCUGAUGUACAUGGGCGGCAGUGAUUGAAGGACGCUUGUCUUACUUGUACAUGUGCGUUAAGUAAACUUGUUAAUACUGAGGCAGGGGAAUUUCUUGUUCUAUUUUUAUUAUUUUGGUUUUGAGGUGCUGUCUGGUUAGAACUGAAGUAACGAGAACGGUUAAUUUUGCUGUUUCUAUUAUACUAUGUUGCAAGAUGUAGUUCUAAGCCCCACUGAAAUCGGUAAAACUUGUGUAUAUUUUUGUAAAUACCUGCUAGGGGUGUAGAAGAGAGUGAAACACCUUAUUCUAUGUACAUUGUUUUUAACAUUGUGUUUUCAUUGUCGUAACCCGCCCUGGUAAGGGUAGGUAAUCAAUCAUCGUCAUUAUCAUAUGCAGAAAACCAUGUGUGUUACUUGGCUCUAAGUUCCCAAAUAGGACCUGCUAUUUAGUCAGUAUGCAUAACUGUUCAUGCUAUGUAUUUUUCUGUGCUCCUCACCUUGAAGACAGCAAGCCCUGUUAAAAAAUAAAUAAAUACAUAUCUGAGCAUUACUUUGCAAUGCAGCAUAAGGAAAUAAAUGUUGUCGUCUUCUAAAAGGAGCGCAGUUUUCAAACGUUUUUUAGUCAAAGAUGAACAACAGCUUCCUGUCCAUUCCUGGCUGGAUUUUAAAGUUCAGUUAGGAGGCUACUCCUGCAUUUUGUCUGGAUUUUAGCCCUACAGUCCUUGGAGCCUCUGUUCUCCCCUCAACAACUUUUAUUAUACUUUGGGGUCGUCUAAAUGCAGCAUUAAGAUAGGGCUUUGUACAUGGUGAAGGGUCUGAUUAUCAGCUUUGAAGUUCCCUUUUAAAAUAAAUAAAUAAUAAGAGACCACUUAAAAAGCGACCAAAAAUUUAUCAGGAUAAAAAAAUAGUUAAGAUCUCAGUAAACACAAAUGGAGAAGAAUAUAAGUUUAUCAGUAGGAAUCCUCGGAGGUAGAUUCUUCCUCUGACAGCAGCCCCCAAAAGAGGAUGCAUCCACUCCCUGGUCCAUGCCAGGUGUAUUUGCAUGCCCCAGACGCCACAUCUCCUCCCUCUGCUGCUAGACACCCAAUGAUUGGUCCACACCCCAAAUACAUUGGGCCCCACUGACAAAAAGAUUCUUUAGAUUUAGAUCAAUAUUUAAUAUAUUUUUAGCAACAAGCCAUUAUUCAAUUUCCCUGGGGGGGGGGGGGAGAUCUUACAGCCAUUUAGUUUCAUAUGGAUCAUUAUAACCCAAAGAAUAAAUUCAUGCAUACUGAAAGAGAAAUAAAAUACAAAUGAACAUAAUGAACAAAUAGACACUUCCUACGGCUGUGUUCAUAAAAUACAGAUGGAAAACCCUAACCAGAAAUUUCACUUGCACAUCCUUCUCUAGAUCUGUUAAAAUUUGAAUGCUUUUUCCAGAGCUAUUGCAAUUGAUUUUGCAGUUCUGAACACGUCUUACCCGUUUAGUCAGUAAAUGCAUUAAUUUCUCACGGCUGGCAUUCCUUCUAAACUUUAACAAUAAUGAUUGGAAUAGAAUUGCCUUGUAGUCUCAUAUCUGAUUCACACCCUGUGAAGAGAUAUGCCAACUUCUACACCACUAUUAAAUUACACAAACCCAUAGUAAUACUUCAAGAAAAGUUUCCUAUAUGUCCAGUGUUGUUGGCCUUAAGCACAUUUAACAGAACAUGAAUUAUAUGAGCGUCAGCUGUUUGUAACUUUUUCUGGAAAUAAGUGGCCUCCCUCUAAAUAAAGUACCACACUGCUCAGAUAUCAAGUAAAAAUGCAUCCUUGCUGUGUUCUGUUUGUGACUGGGAUUUUAUUUGAUAGUUGACUGUCAGUUCCUACCUUCAUCUACAAGGGCAUACCAGCACAUCAAUUUCUAAUGCAGUUUAUUAAGGGAUUUUAUUAAGAGAUUUGUGCACUCUCAGAUGUAUGCAUGUUCCUUUGCAGAUGUGGUGAUGAUAUUUUCUUUAAAAUGGAAAGAUAAAACCAUGCAUUAUCUUUUUUUGCUUUCUUUAUCCAACUUUUAUACAUGGAAAUACCUGGUUUUUAUAUGUGGAAAUGCAUGGUAGGAACAACAAGAACAGAAUCCUAAAAGUCACACUCCAAAACUUUCUCAUUUUAGAUGGUCGUCUGCUACAUCACGAGAAGCUGUAUUUGGAAGGGAAAAUAUUGCAACAAAUGCACAGGGGUCUGUCUGAUAAUGUCCAAAACAUGACAUAUUUAGCAGUAAACUAUUUACCUAUACAAGGGAUGUGGGUGGAGCUGUGGGUUAAACCACAGAGCCUAGGACUUGCUGAUCAGAAGGACGGCGGUUCGAAUGCCCGCGACGGGGUGAGCUCCCGUUGCUCGGUCCCUGCUCCUGCCAACUUAGCAGUUCGAAAGCACAUCAAAGUGCAAGUAGAUAAAUAGGUACCGCUCUGGCGGGAAGGUAAACGGUGUUUCCAUGCGCUGCUCUGGUUCACCAGAAGCGGCUUAGUCAGUAAAGCGAGAUGAGCGCCGCAACCCCCAAGUCGUCCGCGACUGGACCUAACCGUCAGGGGUCCCUUUACCUUACUAUUUGCCUAUACUGUUAGUGGAAUAACUUCUGCCUUUGCUUCGUUUUAUGGAACAUUCCAAGUCCUUGCUGAACAUAGUGCAGAGAUUAAUAUUCCUCGCCUUCCCAUGGUCAGCAAUUGCACUGAACUCAGCAGACAAACUCUUAGCACUCUGAGCAUAAGCUUGAGUAUUGCUGUCUUAACUUACUGUUUAUAUGACAACUAUGAUACCACGGAAACAGUUUCCAUAUAUUUAUGCACACAUACCUAUCCCGAUUAUACACUUCUGAACUGAGCUGGCUCCCUGUGACUUUGUCCUAGUGUAGUGCUUGGUGAACGCUAUGCUAAGGUUGCUGAGGAGGUAUUACACCACUACACCAGCUAGUUUCAUCUUGGGCUGUAAAUAGUUUUGAAAGAGAUUGUUUUAAAAAGCAGACUGGCUCCUUAUUUCACUUGAAAAUUGUAUCUGUGUUGAUUGAUGAAAUUCUGAGAUCUCAGCACAGCUCAGCACAAGAGAGCCUGCUAUUAGGGCAGCAAACACAUAAUAAUCUUCCCUUGAGAAUGUUUGACUGGCAGGUUGAGUUUCCUUUACACUCUGCAUUCUCUCAAGGAUUUACCUGCAUAAUCUUUUUUCUGCUGACUCUAACCUCUCUCAACAUAUGAGUUGUUUCAGAAAUCAGACUCAGAAGCAUGUGGGAUGUAGUGCCUGGAGAGAUGUGAGCGUUUGCAGAUUUUAUUCCCUUAAGUGAAAUUUGGGUUUGUCUGUAGUUUAAGCUCAGGAAUAAUUAAAGAAGGAAACAUUUAAAAAUUUAAAGGAAUAAAACUGAUUUAUUACUACUGUAACUCAGGAAUGAAUGCAAUGUGCAUACACACCUGACUAGCACAUUGUAAAUAUUUAUUUAAAUAAGAACCUUUAUUUUUCACAUCAAUAACCUAUUCUAAGCACUUGUAUUUGAAUAUACAUACUGGGGAAAAUAUGAAAACAGAGAUACAUGGUGGAAAACUGGCUUUUUGUAUUUUUUUUUCCUUCUGUUUUGUUUUAAUAGAUUUGUAUUUCACUAUUUAGUCUCUCUUUUAAAAAAACCCACUUUGCAUUGCUUUGAGCAAAUAAACCUGUGUAACUGCAACAGUACAUCUCUUAGAGGUACAUGUAUGUAUCCGAAAUUCUGGUGAAAUUAAAUAAAUAGAAAUCAUUGCCAAAUUCUUCAUCUUUUUUUAAAGCAGCAGGGUUGUUUUUUUAAAUAACAAAGCUAGGUUCUAAACUGCUCUUUUCAAGGCAUUUUGUUUUAAUUUUUGAGUUUGCUAAAAAGCAAAAAGCAAAGGAUGAAGUGGCAAACACUACUGGGCUUUCCCUAUUAACUCCCCAGUCCGCUGUAGCCCUUGAGUAUAAAAUCCAUGUAUGUUAAGUUUUAGUGCGUAGACAUAAAGCUACAGUGUUGGUUAGACUGUUGUACUAGGACCUCAGAGACCAGGGUUCAAAUCCCCAGUCCACUGAGUGGCAGACCUUGAGCCUGCUACUGCCUCUCAGCCUAACCUACUUCUCAAGGUUGUUGUGGGGAUUAAAUGAGGUUGGGGAAGAACCAUGUACCAUGAGCUCCUUGGAGAAGAGUUGGAAUAUAAAGGCAAUAAGUAAACAAAGCAGUUCUGUUUAUGCAGAUUAUAACUUGUUCUGGGGUGUGUUUCAUCAAACUCCAGCAACGUUUUUCGACCAGACCUAAAAUUAAUGGCUACAUUUGGACACAGCAAUGAAUUGUCGUUAAUCUUUAUAGUUCAUUGAAAUACGCCAGGUUUAUAAGCCAAGGUUUGAAGUUGGCUUGUUUUAGUAAACCAGGGUAGUCUGUGUGGUGUUCUCCAGACGUUGACGAAAGGAUUGUAAAUCUACCUUGCUCAAGAGCUGUCAACUGAUAUAUUCAAGAGUAUGUAUGUUGGAAGGGACGCGGGUGGUGCUGUGGGUUAAACCACAGAGCCUAGGGCUUGCCGAUCAGAAGGUCGGCGAUUCGAAUCCCUGCGAUGGGGUGAGCUCCUGUUGCUCGGUCCCUGCUCCUGCCAACCUAGCAGUUCGAAAGCACAUCAAAGUGCAAGUAGAUAAAUAGGUACCACUCCGACGGGAAGGUAAACGGCGUUUCCGUGUGCUGCUCUGGUUUGCCAGAAACGGCUUAGUCAUGCUGGCCACAUGACCCGGAAGCUGUACACUGGCUCCCUUGGCCAAUAAAGCGAGAUGAGCGCCACAACACCAGAGUCGGUCACGACUGGACCUAAUGGUCAGGGGUCCCUUUACCUAUUUAUGUAUGCUGGAAGCCCUUGCCUACUGAUAAAGUCGAAAGACUGGAACAUAACUUGGCACUUAAGCUUUCUAAAGGUAAAGUUAUGCCACUGACAAGAUGAGUGGUGGAUCACUGCAGUCUUUCCAAACUGCACAUAAACAAAUAACCUUCCUACUUUUUUGGUCAGGGAAAUAAACUGGUGGGCUUAAAAGGACAUGAGGCUUAAUUUGCCAUGAUGAACAGACUUCAGUUGAAGACCCAGAUGUGUUGCAGGAAGAAGUCACAUAGCUAGACCAGUCAAGGAGGAUGGGAGUGAAAUAAGUUUCAAACCUUCAAAAUCUCAGUCUAAAAUAACCUGAUGAUAGCAUAGUGUCUGAGAGGCUGGGCUGGAUUUGAAUCUAGUCUCUGCUGUGAACUCAUUAGGUGGCUUUAGACGAGCAUUAUUACAUCACCUGCAAUAUAUGGUAUAUAAUAAUGACCUACCUGCAUGAUUUUUGCAAGGAUUGCUGAGAUCAUUUAUGUGAAACAUUUGAUGAUGAUGAUGAUGAUGAUGAUGAUUCCCAUAUCUGAUGACAAAAGUAUCCCACUGAUUCACAGAAAAUGCAUGGCAAAGCUGUCAUUGUGCCUUUACAACAACAGAUUUUGUGCCUGAUCCAACUACAGGUGCAUUUGACUACAGCAUGGGGUGGAGACUUGAAAAAAUUGUGACAGUGCUGAUAACAUAAUGGCAUACAUUCCAUCCAAAAUUAUUAUUUGCCAUUACAGCAGUUCCUAGGACCAAGCUACAAGCUUGUUUUUAAUAGUGCCUUUGAUAUCUUGUAAAUAAAUUCUGAAGAAAAUUGUUGAGUCACACGGAUGCAAUAUAUACUGUAUGUCUAAACAAUGUAUUUUAACACCAGGAUGAAGACCGUGAUUCUCACAUAUUGGACAGCCAGUACCUGCCAUACAAAUGUCACAAUAGCUUUCGUGAGAAAUAUUUCAGUGGAGUGACAAAGAGGAUUGCCAAGGAAGAAAAAGACAGCCAAAAAUAAUUAUGUAUAUAUAUAUGAGACUAAAAGCAAAGAACGCACAUCUGGACCUCAACAUUAUAUGGAUACUUCAGAGAACAAAUACUGUUUUGAAUUUUUUAAAAACUCAAAGCAAAAACCACAAGUUAAGAACAGUUCUUUUUCAUUAACUUUGUUUAUACCAGAUUAUUGCACAAGGUUUUUUGACCCUUAUUUAAUUUAUUUUUGUACUUAAAGUUCAAAUGAUAAUUGACUACAUUUUUUAUCACAAUUUUUUUUAACCCAUUACCUCUAGAAAAAACUAAUAGUAUUGUUUGGCUUCUUAAACUGUGAACAUCUGGAAGUCUUAAAUAGACAUAAUACAAUGAUUAAGAUUUUUUUAUUAUUAGGAAGAUUGAUUUCAUUUUCUUUUUUUGUAUUUGAUAUGCAAUAAAGUCAGUAAUAAUUGUUGCGCAUUUUAAAAAUUGUGUUGUAUACAGCAGCAGUUUAUCAUUUCUUACCAACAUUUCUGGGACCAUAAACCUGCUCCCUCCCCGCACCCAGGUCUAGGAUCCAGAGGCUAUUAAACCUUUUCAAUCCAUCAUACAUCUGAAACUCAUCUGUCUACUUUUGCAUUUGGAAUUGGAAGCUGAUAAAUUAGUAAGUAUAAAUGCGGCCAGUGGAUGCUUACUAAUAGUUCCUCAAAUCUGGAAUAAGGAAUCCAUAACAACAUCUUACUUUUGAAAAUCAUGAAACCUGUGUUCUGCUUUUUGUGCCUAUCUCCCCAUGGUAUAUUGGAAAAAUACAUUAUUUCCAGUUUCCUUUACAUCACUGUUAUUUAAAUUUAGUGGCUCAUAACAAUUCUGUAUUGUUCUAUGUAUUGCAGUACCCCAUGCAAGUUUAUUGCUAUAUAGGUCAGUGCACAUUCAUGUGAGUUCGCUGGCUUAAUUCAGCAUCAUGAUGGUCAACACAACAGCAAGAAGAUUUUGCUUUUCAGUGAAAAUUAUCUGAUACUCACAAUUUAUGGUGUCUGGAAAGCAUUAAACAUUGUGUUUACGAC
Podarcis lilfordi (Lilford's wall lizard) is the source of this 23504-nucleotide messenger RNA. The record is from the annotation of a GenBank genome assembly. NCBI's taxonomy places the organism in Eukaryota, Metazoa, Chordata, Lepidosauria, Squamata, Lacertidae.